GAGUCAUUACGUCUGGACGUUGUGUCGAGUGAAGUACUAAGUGUCGUCCGCUGCGGAAUAGAUACCCGCAGACGUCUGUCGCCUGAAUUUCUGUCAUUCCAGGAAGAUGAAGGUGAUCGCGCUGGUGUGCUGCCUGCUGGGCUGCAGCCUGGCCAUGCCCGUGGGCGUGGACGAGGCUGAUAACCCGCGCCCCGUGGUGCCGCUCGUCAUCACCGACUACUCGUCCGUCGCCACCAAGUCGAUGGAGGGCACCGCAGCGCCCGCCAAGGACGAGGCCGAGCCUCAGUCGACCGAGGCGGCCUCCACAGAGGCGGCGGUCCCAUCGCCCGCCGAAAGCGACGCUGUCCGCAGCGCUGAGAUCCCUACGCCGAACCUCCAGGAGACUGUCAAGACCUCCGACGAAGCCGCGGCCAUCGCGCCCAAAGAGCAGGAGAAGCCGGUCGACGAAGCCUCCGAAACCAAACCCGAAGAGACGAAGGAAGCGCUCAAGAAAGAGCCCUUGGCAGCAGAAGCAUCUCUGCCUCAGGAAAUCAAAGAGGAGGCCGCCUCACAAGAUGCAGCUCCCGCCAAAGAGGCACUGAAGAAAGCGGAAGCAUCCGCUGAUGCGCCGGUUGAAGAAAGUAAACCCACAGAGAAAGGCGAAGAAAACGAGUUGAAGAGUGCUGAAAAAAUUGAGACCUCCUCAGUUGCAGCAGAGAAACCCACCGAUGCUCCGGCAGAAAAGAUGGACAAGGAAGCCAACACCGAAGGUGAGAAAAUGAAAGAUGAAUCCAGCAGCGAAGAAAGAAAGAAACGCAUUGCCACUCCUCCAGCAACAUCCGAGUCUCAGCCCAAAGAACCAGCGACUGAAGAAGGUACUAAGAAAAUAACAGCAGAUGAAGAAGAGAAAAAGAUGAAGGAUGACUCCAGCAGCGAAGAAAGCAAGGAACGCAUUGCCAGUACUCCAUCAAUCUCCGAGUCUCAGCCCGAAGAACCAGUGAAAGAAACUAUUAAAGCAACCGAAGAAGAGGAGAAGAAAGAAGAUAAACCGGCAUCGAGAAGGAGACGUCAUGUUAAGGAAGACAACAAGCCAGAAGAAGAAAACAAGAAACCCACCACUGCACCCAAAAAAGAGAAGGAGGAGAAAAAGGGAAAGUCUGAGGAGGCCACAAGAACUGAGGAAGAAGUGAAAACCGCAGAGAGUUCAGAUGCAACGAAGACUGAACAGCUUGACAAAAUCAUUCCUGGGCCAGCUAUCGUACAGGACUCUUCUGAGGAAGCAAACCAGAAAAAUCUGAAAGACAAACUGAACUCCGAGGAAAAAGAAGUUUCAGAUGAGUCCGACAAACAGACAGCUGAAACCAUGAAAAUUGAAAACAAGAGGGAAGUUGCACUCACAGAAAAGCUGGAGUCAGAGGAGAAAAAAGAGUCGUCUGUAACACCAGAAGAAGUAAAGCUCAUAAGCGAAAAAUCGGCAGAAAAAUCUGCAGAAAUAACUGAAACACCGAAGGAACAGCCGAAAGAGGAAGAACUUCCGACAGCGCAGCCAACCGCUCUCAGUGACGCUGGCUCGGUACAGCCCAAAGAGAACACUUCCACCGAGAAGAAGGUGGAGUCCACGGAGAAGGAGCCAGAGAAGUCCAUCGAGAAAAGUGACAGUGCUAUCACUGGCACUUCGCUUCCCGCGAACGAAGAGAAAAACAAGGAGAUGAAAGCAGAUUCCAAGUCCGAAGAGAGUUCAUAAUAGUUUCGCCUGAACGGUGAAAUGUUUUUUUCGCCGAACUUCCCCCUGAGUCCAAAAUUUCGCGGUGGAGCCCGCAUCACAAGACUGCAGAAACAUCACACGAACACAAUGCACACACAACAAGUACACACAUGAACAAUGGGGCGUUCUGCACGCGUUCCUCCCAUUAACUUUAUAAUUAAUAUUAUUUGAAAACUCUAUGGUGUAGUGCAUCGUUGCACCUUAAAAGUUGGAGCCCCUCAUUGAAUGGCUGGAUGAUAGCAGGGCGAGUUUGUGAACGAGUGAGACACAAAAACUUGGCAUCAGGAGAGUGGUAGAGAGAGAGAGACAUUGGCACGAGUCUCUUUACAUUUCCACUUGUUUAGGCUUGAAUGUGAGCUUAUGUAUGUAUUUAACUAGGCUUCCAAUAAAAUAAAGGUUUUAUACAAAAAUAAAUCGUGUAAA
Molecule: messenger RNA, 2167 nt
Organism: Bacillus rossius redtenbacheri
Lineage: Eukaryota; Metazoa; Arthropoda; Insecta; Phasmatodea; Bacillidae
Exons: 2
Coding region: 107-1723 (538 amino acids)
Source: RefSeq, a predicted model, not a curated record